CAAACCAUUCAUGUUAACGUAAUUGUGUAGGUGUUCCAAAAAUAAGAAGAAUGAGUUUAAAACGUAAGUUCGAGGGUGAGGUAGAGGUGAGAGAAGGUGCAGGUGAUGCAUUCCAUGACAUGUAUAAGAGUAGACCUCAUCACAUCAAGCAUGCUGCCUCUAAUUUUGUUCAGAGCUGUGACUUGCAUCAUGGCCAGGACUUUGGUGUGCCUGGCUCAAUACUUUCUUGGAAUUUCACUCUAGAUGGGAAAUCUAGUAGAAGUGCGAAGACUGAAAUCGAAGAGAUUGAUGAGCAGAAAAGAUUGGUGAGGCAAAAGAUAACAGAAGGUGAUAUCCUAGACGGACAGUACAAGAGCAUGAUAUGUACAUGCCAUGUUGAACCAAAAGACAAAGAAACUUGCAUAGUAAAGUGGGUAAUAGAGUAUGAGAAGGUGCAUCCUAACAUCCCUGAACCAACUUCUUUGAUGGAUGCUCUUCUUAAUGCUGCUAAAGACAUCGAUGAUCAUCACCAUGGCAUUAAAAAGUAAACCUAUGUUUCGAAUUUUUUAAUUUUAAUAAGUGUUGUAUUAUGUGUAUUUUCUUCCCUCAACUUUUAUAAUAAGGUGUUCCUACUAAAUAAGGCAUGUACGUACUCGCUUGGGUGUUUCUAUAUAUUCCGUAUAAUAUAUAUGGCCAAAAUAAAACUAAUACUUUGUAUGUAUGUUACCUCGAUCUAGUAUUAAAUAAAAAGCACGAAGUAUAUAUAUAGUACAUGUAUAUUAGUUCUUGUACCAUAUGCAAAGUAUUAUAUUGUAAGGAGUAUAUGUUAUUAUUAA
This is a messenger RNA of Chenopodium quinoa (quinoa), 815 nucleotides long. Its product is annotated as MLP-like protein 34. NCBI's taxonomy places the organism in Eukaryota, Viridiplantae, Streptophyta, Magnoliopsida, Caryophyllales, Amaranthaceae. The coding region runs from base 51 to 527 and encodes 158 amino acids. The record is from RefSeq and is a predicted model, not a curated record. The transcript is spliced from 2 exons. Gene Ontology annotation, biological process: defense response.